CCGCACAAUCAUGACAUCACCGUGAUGCAUGGAGCAAAUGACGUACAGCAACAGUGGCAGUUCCUUGCAACUGAGCUACAGGGACAGGACCCUGACACAGCGAUCUGGUUUCAUCACCGCCGGUCUCGAUCCUUCCAUUCGUUACCAAGGUUGAUCAUACAUGACGCAAGGAGUCCGUCAUGAACUGAACUUCAACCCGGGUUCAACAGCUUAAAUAGCGAGCAAUUCCCGCUGCAAUCGGUUUCUUCUUCAUCAACACAACUCUCUCAAACACACUCUACUCUACAACAACCAAACCAAACCAAACCAAACCACUUUUCCAAUCUUCAAACCAACCUUUACAAUGGAGACCGUCAAGAACGCCGCCAACUACGUUACCGAGUCCAUCCAGGGCGCCGGUGCCUCCGCCUCCAAGGAGGCCAACAAGAACGUCGCCAAGGACAACGACGCCAGCCUUAGCUCUCGCGCCACUGCCGCCAAGGACGCUGUUGUCGACAAGAAGGACGAGAAGUCUCAUGAUACCAAGGCCGAUGUCCACAAGGAGGCUGCUAAGCACUAAGCGACAUUCCCUUUUUACGCUUCAUGCUUCGUUCCCCGCUACUGCGAUGAAAUGAGAUGAACUCUGCGGAGGUUAUGAUAUGGAUUCGUUUCGUGACAGCAUGUACUUAUACCCUACGUUACCAUGAAGAAACGAUUUGAAACUUGCAAUCUCUGGGU
Molecule: messenger RNA, 717 nt
Organism: Aspergillus calidoustus
Lineage: Eukaryota; Fungi; Ascomycota; Eurotiomycetes; Eurotiales; Aspergillaceae
Source: the annotation of a GenBank genome assembly